Porites lobata is the source of this 6294-nucleotide messenger RNA. Lineage: Eukaryota; Metazoa; Cnidaria; Anthozoa; Scleractinia; Poritidae. The record is from the annotation of a GenBank genome assembly.
ACUCGCUCGGCACAAGAUGGCAUCCUUCUACAGUGAUUACUUUCCAAAAGAUCUGUUGUCUAGCCUAAGCGCAGAGGUUCUAUAUAUAAUACUGUCGUAUCUUCCAGCAAAGUCUUUGCUGAACGUAAGUGAAUGCAAUCGUCGACUGAGAGAUUUAUGUCAGAAUUGUAAUUCCCUCUGGAAACAUCUUUGCAAGGUAAGCCCUUUUCCGGUUUCCUGUGAGUCGAUUCUCGAGGAAGUUUCAGUGCCUUUCUUGCUUUCCCUCGAUGUUCAAGUCAUUUUAUUCCGUUCUUCUCAGAAAAAUUAGUAAGCCCAGCACUUUAUCUUUAAGUUCGCUUGAUUGUAGACAGCGGAUACACUUUUUCUUUGCCAGUUUAUGUAGCUGGCAAAUGCCUGCUUUUGUUUGUGGUUCCAUCUGAAACAUUCUUUUUCCUAUAAAAAAAUAUACAUGUUAUUUAUAUCUGAAGAUAGUUUUAAAAGUAAUUCAUGAUAUAGUACGAGAUGAAAGAUCAAAGAUAAUCCUUUCUUGAUAUGGUUUCCCACCUUUAUUAUGGCCAGCUCCUCGAUCCGAUGAUGACCACUUUUUUUAUGGGUCGCAUUAUGUGGAAUGUUAUAUAAUAAAUUUAUGAGUGGCUCAAGGAUUUGUUAAACCUAUGCAGCAAGCCCUGUAUGGAGGGCACAUGCCUUAAAUUAUUGUUAAUAUAGUUUUGAACUAUAGGUGGUUUCCAGGGACAAGGUAAAGCUCCCUAGAAACACAUGUAGAAUGGGGUGCCCAUUGACACACCAGUAUUUUCACAGAGCAAAAUUUGUGGAUUAUACGGCUAACAUUAGAAGAGUUACCAUGUUACUACCUUUUCUGUGAAGAGGGUGGGAGGAGGGGCGGUGCUGAGCAGUUACAAACUUGAACUUCGGAUCAGGAGGGUCAUGUUCAAGCCUUGCCUUUGCAUUGUGUCCUUAGACUAGAAACUUUGCUUCACUUUGUCUCUCUUCACCCAGGUGUAUAAAUGAAUACUGAUAACAUAGAGGCUCUCUUAGGGUAAAUUCUGACAAGUAACUUGGCCUUGAAACAGCUACACAUAAGACUAGAUGAAAAUGGCAUCAAACGGCCCACAGUGCAAAGAUAGGUUAAAUAUCUUCAGGGAAAUGGCCUAAUCCUCAAAAUGUGAAACAACUGUAUUUGAGAGAGACUACUAAGGGACAUGUGUACCCCACCCCCCCCCCCCCCCAAAAUGGCCCUCAACCUACUGCUGGGGUUAAACCUACGAUGGAGUAGCAUCCCAUCCAUGGAGGGAAUUGAACUAUUUUUAUACAAUACAUAAUUUAACAUAUGAUACAUUUUUUGUUCAUAUUUCUGUUUCUCAAGGUAAUAAUAACGUUUCUGUUUCUUAACGUAAUCGCUUAUUAAUAUAAUAAAGGUUCAUUUUGAAAAAUGUAUGGAAAAUAAAUAGAAAUGCCUACAGGACCUAAAUAAACGGUGAAUCACUUCACACCAUGGCAACCAAAUUAAAAAAGCUCCUCUCUGAUCCACUUGGCUUGUAUGUGAUGCUUUACCCUUUAUGUGUUACAACCUUUUAGGGGCAUUUUGGAUAAUAAAGCAAAAAAUGAAGUACACAAUGUGUUACUCAACUGAACUGUCGUUGAUGUAUCACCUAACAUAUAAAUAGCCAGCGCCUGCUUAUUUGAUGUUUUUGAAUAUUUUAUUCCUCUUAGAGAUGCAAACAAACUUGAACCAUAAUUUAAUUCCGAAAACCCAAGUACAUGAAUUUAAGGUACCUUUUAGAGGAAAGUCAUGAUCACUGCUUAAAAAUUUUUAGAAUAGGAGCAGGUAGGGAAGAUCAGAAGCACAAUGUUUGUCCAUUUAGGCUGUGAAAGCAGAAAACUUCCUUUACAAUAUUAAACUCAUUUGCUGGUUUCCUGCACUUUAUUUUGAUAAACAAAAUUACAGCAUUUAAUAAAAUAAUUUAGUUGACUAGGAUAGUUUUUUAAACACACUUUCUUCAUUUGAGUUCAAAUGUUAAGAAAGCCAUUAUUCUUACCGGACUCUUAAGCUUUCAUUUCCUCCGAGUUCUACUUAAUAGUCAGAUUACAAGCUGUAAUCCCUUAGUAGGCAAAACAUAGUAGGAUUCCCUGAGAUCGUGCUUCUGUGGCCUAACUUUGAGUAAUUACGUUGUUCCAGAAUGGAAACAAUAUUUUAUUGCACCCUCUCUCUUUUCUCUCUAGACUCUUGUUUUCCUCCUUUCAUUCAUCAUAAAACCCUGUUUCAUCUUUCACAGGACCUGCACUCACUAUUUUAUAGCCUGGGACCAGGCUCUGCAGUGGGGCAAAGAGGCAAAAAUAUUGGCAAGCAAAGCGAGUUGCGCAGAAGUCUGGGAAGGGGAAAGGGCGCUCUUUCUCCUUUGCUAGUCCACCACUUGACAAGCUGUUUUACCUCAUUUUUGCCUCUUUCUCUCACUAUGAUUUCUGGUCUAAGGCAAUAUUUUAAUGGUAAUGACCUUCAAUAUUGGUCAAAGGUACCUUCAAUUUUAAAUAAUAAUUUUAAAAAGUUUAGUAUAUAUGUUGUAGUUAAUUUUUUAUCUCGGGUAAUUUUUCUUUUUCUUUUUUUUUUGGUAUGGUAAUGUAUGCUAAUGAAGUACAACAUAUAUCUUUUUGUGAUGAGUUUAGUAAUCAAAAAAUCCUUUAAAAUUCCUGUCUCUUCAUACAUUGUAACUAAAAAAGAUAUACAUUGUACAUAAUGCAUUUUGAUGUAAAUUUUUUUGUGAGUUUCCAAAAGUACAGAUAAGCUUUUAAUGAGUUCUUUUCCCUGAAUAUUUUUUUAGAUUGAUUUUGAUGCUGAUUUGACAGUCAAAGGUUCCUUCCCAUCCUUCUAUAUUUUGUAUCAGCUAUUGUAUAAAUCACGUAUUAUACUUGAAGACACAGACUACAGUACCUUCAGUGGAUACCUACCUGACUGGCUGUAUUAUUGGAGUGCUCUCAGUACUAAACCACCUCUCCCUGGAUUUCGAAACUUGCCAGCCGGGAGAACAAAGAAAACAUGGGGUAGGAUUCGAGUUAAGAUUUAUAUUUAUUUCUGUGCCUCUCAAAUCUGAUUUUGAAGCUCAAAAUAAUGUUAUUGGCAAAUGCUGUCCAGCCAAGUCAAUAGAAAUACUAAGGGGGCCAUAGAAAGUAUCAGUAUUAAAUAGGUCAUGUUUAGCUUGUUGAGCUGCUGUCAAUGGUUUAUUGGAAUAUCAUAAGGGAUUUUGGAAUGAUUAGUGAUUUGAAAUCUCUUCAAGUCUUCUCCCAACAUCCCUAAAAUUGUUUACUUUUUAUUUUCUUGUUUUUGUUUUUUAAUGGUCUAAUGCAUUUAUAAAAAAAACAAACGGGUAUCUGAAAUUAAAAGUAUUAUUUCAGUUAAAGUUAUGACGGCCUCAAAAUUCAUGUACAUGUAUGAUUAAGUUUUCACUUGCAUUUUCAGUGAGGGCUAUAGCAAUGCACUCUUUGUCGUUGUAUUAUCCAUAUCAUAACUGAUUUAUUUUUUUUUUGUUAUUUGUCUCAAGGUCUCACUGAAGAGGACUUGACUAAUUAUCAGCUACAGUCUAGUAAGUCCAGAGAAAUCGUCAGGCUCGAACGAUAUUACAGCUGGACAGAUGGUCUAGAAGCAGCUUUGUGUAAACACCAAAGUAGACAAAGAUUCCAUGAAGUAGCUCUCAAACGAUGCAUGCGAAGUCAGAAACAAAUACACAAAACAUUUCCAAAGGCAUCUAGGAACCAACGGAAAAGGGCAUUUAAUAAAUUCCAGAAUGAACAUCGCAGCCUGAAAAAUAUUCUUUCCAAGCAAAAGGAAGGGUCUGGCGAGUUUUUGAGUUAUCAGAGUCCUCACAAAAUUGGGCAGGAUUAUAUUGAAGGUAGUAAUACAACAUUUAUUUUUUAUAUUUAAUACAGUGAAAUCUCUUUAACCCUUUGAUGGCUGCUUUGGUUGUUUUCGUUCCAUAUGAAUGAACGAUGCAUAUUUUCUUUCCUGGACCCAUUAAGCUUUCUGUUUAAGGUAAUAAGUUGUGAAGCAACAGCUUAAGCAAAGAUAGAUCUUUUGACUGAUACAUGUACCUCGUUUUCGAUAUUCUGACCAAUCCUAACAGAGCUACACUCACAAAAAAGUAACAUUUUGGAGAAAAAUCCACGUCCAAUUUUGGGUUUUCCUAUUACUCUUUGAACAUUAAGUUUGUCCCUUCCCUAAAAAGUUAACCAGCGCCCAUUCGCAAAAAAACCUUUGUGCAUGCGCAAAAUAUGCUCCUUUGGUUGCAAAACUCAUUUUUUAGCCAAUCAUAUGCUAAUUUGCCAAAAACCAGUCCAAAGAAAAGGAAUUGGUGAAAAAUGCAUUUUUUAAUGCAGACACCAAAGGCAAAAAGUUAGACCUGUGUCAUUUUUUUUUCUUCUGAGACGCCUUUGUUACUAACCGAAAGAAAAAAACAGACAUCUUUCUCAUGAAUUACAUGAACUUAAGUAUCCCUGGGACAAAGAGAACUGUUUAAAUAAUCUGUACUUUACAGGUGACCAGUUGAUUCUCUAUGUGCGACCACCUCUCAUAUUUUAAUGUGGUUACUUAAAAAGUGACCACUUUAUAUUCAAAACACAGUAAGUCUCCAAUUCAAAAUUUGAGUUGUAAGGUGGAACUGCUUUGUUUUGUCUGCGUUCAUAUAGUUUUUACGAUUCAACGGGUAUUGAUGAUGUCUGUUUUCUUUCUUUUCGUAAUAAUACUGUUAUCAACCAAUAGCCAUAAUGGGAUGGCCUUGUAUCAAAAUACUUCCGUUUUCUUUAGAGUCCAACAAUGUUUUGAUCAACUCCGUUUUCAAAGAAGCUCACAAUUUCAUAUAUUUUCUAGGCUAUCUUCACAAGAGUGGUAUAAAGCAACUGGAAAGUUACAUCGAGUUUGCGAAGCAGCUUGAACAGGGACUCGACAUAGCAGAACUUACUAAAGACAUCCCUGAAUGUGUUCUUCUGGUUUAUGAAAAACUUUCGCCAACGGCGCAUCAGCGAUUCAUUCAAGCUGAAGAAUUCCUAGAUGUUGCCAAAGAAUACUUAGAAAGAGUUAAACGUGUGUGGAGGUGGCAGAAUGAAAAUGGUACUGAAGUAAGGAAGACUUUCCGAGAUUGUCCUGUAGUAAAAGCUCAUCCAUCCUAUAGGUAAUGUUUGACAUGUUUAUUAUAGGUUUUUAGCAAUAUGGUAAUCAUUUUUUCUUUUCUCUGUCUCUGUUUUUGCCGAUGACUAAGACCUUUCCACUGACAGUUUCGUUAAACGCUUGACCUUGAUACUAACUACGCGUGCUAUAAAAUUUGAGAUAAUUUUGGGCAAGGUUUGGUGACUUAAUUUAGGUGCUUUAAGUCAUUCAAAGCGUUCCGAUUCUUUACAUAAAUCUUCUAUCACGUACAAGAAGAUCUACCGGGUGGUUAUUUGCCUCGCGUAACACAACUCUUUUACAUUUGGAAUUUUUUUUGCUACUUGUUUCGCAACUGUUCUGCGACACAAUUCACAGUUGUAACUACCCUGAAAUGAACGAGAUUGCGGACGAGAUUGGUAUUGUAGUGAUUGUAGGUAAAAUCCUGAAUAAGUAGUUUGUCAGUUUGAUAGGUUCAUUACUAACAACAGCGUGUUCUUCUCAUUCUCAGUGCAUACAUCCAGACAGGAAACGAAUCUCACUUCAAAACUCUCAAGUUGAACUUUGAAGGACUUGAAAAGUUAAAAACUUGGCUCGAUGAGAACCAAUGGAUUAUCAAGCUUCUGGACUCGAACUUUAUCUCUAUUCUACGAGGAGCGCCUUUGCAAAAGUCAAACAACGAAGUUACCGCGCAAGCGAUUCAAGCACUUAGGAAAAUGGUCAAACUCUUUCUUAAAACAGGACGAAGAGUUGAUUUUGAUCGAAUUCUUAAAAGAUUGGCCGAAUCAGCGAGAAGGUUUCUACACAUUCAUCUGGAGUACGUAGAGAGCUUAGAAAGAACACUUUCUCGUGAUUAGAACCUUGUGGCCUUGUUCGGGACUUUAGUCCUAUUUUCCAUUUCCUCCGUGACAGAACUAACUAGCCCGUUUACAGAGGCUGUGGUCUACACGACUAGUUAGUAGUUACCGUUACUUGAAAGAGCGCCUUGCUCGUUCAAUUUCAAUGCGUUGCUCAUUUAAGGAACUUCGGCUUUUUUAGGAAUAUUAAACGCAGUAGUCGUAAUCUUUCCUCAACUUCCUUGUUUUCUUGAAAAAACGAUUACGACAGCCUGCGUGAAUAAAUAACAUAAUAAAAGUCACUUUUGUACUGGUGCAAAGUUAAAGGAC